Messenger RNA from Fusarium sp. VM40, 993 nucleotides. Lineage: Eukaryota; Fungi; Ascomycota; Sordariomycetes; Hypocreales; Nectriaceae. The record is from the annotation of a GenBank genome assembly.
AUGGUUACUACGUCUUCACUUGUUCAGCUGGUGCUGUUGCCUGCUCUUGUUCUAGGUUCUUCGCUCGCGCCUCGGGCUAAGUCUUUUGACUAUGAUUCCCUUACUCUGCGAGAAGUUGGCGCUCGCAACACCCUUGAUUGGCGUGUGUGGCUAGAGAAGGAUGGUCAACCUAUUUCCUUCUGGCACGAUAUUCCGCUGUACCCUGAAAAGGGCAACAACCGCAUCGUGAGCUAUGUUGUUGAGAUUCCUCGAUGGACCGAUGGCAAGAUCGAGACCCGUCGCGACGAACCUCUAAAUCCUAUCUUCCACGACGACAAGAAGAAGAAGCCUCGUUUUGUCGAGAGUGUCUGGCCGCACAAGUCGUACCCGUUCCACUACGGAUCCAUCCCCCAGACUUGGGAGAGCCCCAACUUUGACCAUGAGUUUACUGGAUUUCCCGGUGACAAUGACCCUAUUGACUUAUUUGACAUCACUGAAGCCCCAUCGCACGUUGGUCAGGUCAAGUCUGUCAAGGUUCUAGGAGGACUUGCCCUCAACGAUGGCGGCGAGACUGAUUGGAAGGUCAUCGCCAUCGAUACCAAGGAUCCCCUUGCUGAUCUAGUCGACUCCGUCGAGGAUCUCGAAAAGUACCGCCCAGGUCUCGCCCAAACAUACUACAACUGGUUUACAUACUACAAAGUCGCUCGAGGUGACGACGUUCUUGAGAUCGUCGGCGGAGAAUACCAGAACGCCAAGUUCAUGGCCAAGACCAUCAAGAGCAGUCACGGCGACUGGGAAGAGCUUGUGCGUGGUAAGGUUGAUUCCAAUGAGAUCAACUACAACCAGACUAGCACCAAGAAGUACAAGAGCUACGUCAAGAGUAAGGAUGCUACCAAGAAGUUUGGUCUUCCUGCCAAGGCGAAUGUUCUUCCGGCUGCUGAGAGGCCAGCGAAGUACGAUCUGUGGUACUACCUGGACAGGGACUACAAGUUGAUCAAGCUUCCUGAGAACUAG